Messenger RNA from Diatraea saccharalis (sugarcane borer), 276 nucleotides. The record is from the annotation of a GenBank genome assembly. NCBI's taxonomy places the organism in Eukaryota, Metazoa, Arthropoda, Insecta, Lepidoptera, Crambidae.
AUGUUCGCAAAAUUGUUCAUCGUCUGCCUGUUGGCCUCGGUAGCGGUGUGCCUCGAGUACCCCGCUGGUGUAAACCCAGCGCUAUGCCCCAACUACCCAUACUGCAAUACCGGUUUAGUCCCGCGGUACACUUUUGACGGAAAACCCAUAUCAGAGUGGGUUUAUAACCCCAGCGUUCUACCAGUUGCACCUUUAGAGCCUGCUGUUGUCGCUGCCCCUCAGUAUCCCGCCAACUUCCCCGCUACUUUCUGCCCGAACUACCCUUACUGCUUUUAA